Molecule: messenger RNA, 2794 nt
Organism: Strigops habroptila (Kakapo)
Lineage: Eukaryota; Metazoa; Chordata; Aves; Psittaciformes; Psittacidae
Gene: FBXW2
Product: F-box and WD repeat domain containing 2
Exons: 6
Coding region: 1117-2481 (454 amino acids)
Molecular function (GO): protein binding
Source: RefSeq, a predicted model, not a curated record
AAAAAGUCUGUAUAGAAAUAAACACGAUACAGACUCCCAGAUUCCUCAAUUUUUUGGGUUUGGGAGCCUCUAUUAAUUAAAUUCAGCCAGUCUAAUGAACAGAAUUAGAUCUCCCAGGGAAAAGAAAUAACUAUGGCUUUGUAACUUGCCUGAUGUUUGUCUUGUCCAAGCUUCUUGUAGGAGUUCGGAUAGUGCAAAUGCGUACAGAUCGUGUAGCUCAGGAGGUGGUAUUUCAGACCUUCAAUUCCACAGUUAAUUCUUUUCAUUAAAAAUAACCUAAUAGGAAAAAACAAAACAAAAGCAGAAAUUAAAAAAAAAAAAAAAAAAAAAAAAAAAAAGGUGUUUAGGUCAAAGCAGUACAAACAUGUUAGAAGUGAUCCUAGACCAGCACAAUCUAUAGUCUUUAGAUAAGUCAAAUAGAAAGAUGGCCAAUAUAUCCUUCAACACAGUUUUUCAGACACAGAAUCAUAGAAUGGCUUGGGUUGGAAAGGACCUUAAGAUCAUCUAGUUCCAACCCCCCUGCCAUGGGCAGGGACACCUUGCACUAAACCAUGUCACCCAAGACUCCAUCCAACCUGGCUACAUCUCUCUGUAUCUAUUCUGCAACUUCAUUUUAAACACAAAGUUACCUGCUUUGUGUUUAAAAUAGUUUAGGACAAAGGUGUUAAUAAGUUCUGUCAGCAGCUAGCUCAUCCCUCUGCUUAUAAUGCUUUGGUUUCUUCCAUUUACCAGUAUUAUCCAUGAGUAAACUUUAAGACAGUGUUUAUUUGCUAUAAUAGGUUUAAAACUAACCCUUACCUUAUUGGAUUCUGAAUUUGAAAGUGUUAACCUAGAAGAGGAAAGCUGUUACCAUUCAUAACGAAAACCAGCAUUCGCUAGCUCCAUAGAGUUCACUUCUAAGUCUGAUGUGGGACAAAUGAUAGUUGAGAGUGCAUGCAAAUGGUUAGUCCUGACCUAAUGUAUAUCUUAAAACGUGUUUGUUAACUUCUGUCUAUGUGUUAACAUGCCAUUUGGAAUACUGAUGUACCAGUAAUAAAGAUGUGAUGCUUACCUUGUUUUCUGAACAGAACUAAUACAGUAUUUUGAUGUAUCACAGGUAAAUUUUUCCAUAACCUUAUGGAGAAAAAGGACUUUGAAGCAUGGCUUGAUAACAUUUCUAUUACAUUUCUUUCUCUGACGGACUUGCAGAAAAAUGAAACUCUGGAUCACCUGAUUAGCUUGAGUGGAGCAGUCCAGCUCAGGCACCUCUCCAAUAAUCUAGAGAUUCUCCUCAAGAGGGACUUCCUCAAACUUCUUCCAUUGGAGCUUAGUUUUUAUCUGUUAAAAUGGCUUGAUCCUCAGACCUUACUCACAUGUUGCCUCGUCUCUAAGCAGUGGAACAAGGUUAUAAGUGCCUGUACAGAGGUGUGGCAGACUGCAUGUAAGAAUUUGGGUUGGCAAAUAGAUGACUCUGUUCAGGAUCCUCUGCAUUGGAAGAAGGUUUACCUAAAGGCUAUUUUAAGGAUGAAGCAACUGAAGGACCACGAAGCCUUUGAGACAUCCUCUUUAAUUGGACACAGUGCCAGAGUAUAUGCACUUUACUAUAAGGAUGGACUUCUGUGUACAGGAUCAGAUGACUUGUCUGCAAAACUAUGGGAUGUAAGCACAGGACAGUGCAUAUAUGGUAUCCAGACACACACUUGUGCUGCAGUGAAGUUUGAUGAACAAAAGCUUGUAACUGGAUCUUUUGAUAACACAGUAGCCUGUUGGGAAUGGAGCUCUGGGGCAAAGACACAGCAUUUUAGAGGACAUACUGGUGCAGUUUUUAGUGUGGAUUACAAUGAUGAACUUGAUAUUCUGGUCAGUGGCUCUGCAGACUUCACUGUGAAAGUAUGGGCCUUAUCAACAGGAACGUGCCUGAAUACCCUCACUGGACACACAGAAUGGGUCACUAAGGUAGUUUUGCAGAAGUGCAAAGUCAAAUCUCUUAUGCAUAGUCCUGGGGAUUAUAUUCUUCUAAGUGCAGAUAAGUAUGAAAUCAAGAUUUGGCCUAUUGGAAGGGAAAUAAACUGCAAAUGCUUAAAAACACUGUCUGUUUCUGAGGAUCGCAGCAUCUGCCUACAGCCCAGGCUACACUUUGAUGGCAAAUACAUAGUGUGCAGUUCAGCCCUAGGAUUAUACCAGUGGGACUUUGCCAGCUAUGAUAUUCUCAGGGUUAUCAAGCCUCCUGACUUCUCAAAUGUUUCCUUGCUGGGCUUUGGAGAGAUAUUUGCUCUACUGUUUGAUAACAGAUACCUGUAUAUAAUGGACUUGAGGACAGAAAAACUGAUAAGCCGCUGGCCUCUACCAGAGUAUAGAAAAUCAAAGAGAGGUUCAAGCUUUUUGGCUGGUGAAAUGUCUUGGUUAAAUGGACUAAAUGGACAAAAUGAUAUGGGCUUGGUUUUUGCCACCAGUAUGCCAGACCAUAGUAUCCAUUUGGUGUUAUGGAAAGAACAUGGCUGAGACGCUCACAUGUGCAGCAUCUUCAGGAAUCUAUGGACUAUCAGCAGCGUGUCCAUAAAAUGAGACUUUGCAUGAACCAAAGUUGCACACCUAAUGGUAUCAUCAUGCAAUGCACAAUCAUUUACUUUUAUUUGGGCAUUUGGGAAUGGGUUGUUUUGGACAUAAUGCAAUACAGCAUGCCAACAGUAUUCACCACAAAAUUCUGUCUGUACUCAUGUUUAAACAUACCUAUUUGGGCUCUGAAGCAUAGCUUGUAACAUUUAAACCAUUCAAAUCCACCAUCAAGAUUGAAAUGAAGUAGUGCUUGACCUGA